AUGGCAUUAAUAACCUUCUUUCUGCUUCUAAAAGAAGUUUUCUGUUUGACUUAUUCAAUGUAUCCAGCCACCAAUCCUCCUCCUGCUCGAAGAAAAGGCUGCACUAUGCAAGCAAUCCCAGACAAAAAUAUGACUGUGUUCUUUGGAGGAUAUGAUACCCAUGAAAAUAUUUACGGGGAUUUAUGAUCUUAUAAAUUUGAUGUAGAUCAAUGGGAGCAGAUAUUUUCCUCAGAUGGAAAUGAUCCAGGUAUUAUUUAUUUAGUUCCAAGGUAUAAUGCGGCGUCAUUUUAUAUUGAAGCAUCGACUCAAUUUUGUAUUUGGGGUGGAAAUACUAAUAGAGGGCAACUAAAUGACUUAUGAUGCUUUAGUCUUAAAUUUUUAUCAUGGACUAAGAAGGCUCAAGAAGGGACUGAUCUUCCAAGCCCGAAAUAUAACAUGGGCUAUACAUCUUGGAAAGAUUCGGGUUUUAGUCUCGCGGCUUCUAAUAAUGUGAAGUUUGCUAUUUUUGGUGGAGUUGAGACUAGUGACUACAGUAAUGAUCUUUUUAUGUAAUUUAUAAGUAGUUUGGAUACAAAUACCUGAACUUGGACUUUAAGUAGUUAUGAGGGAGAAACUAAGCCAGAAAGCCAAGAUUUUCCUGUUAUAUUUUAUUACAAUAAUUCUAUAUAUCUGAUAUAUGGACUAACUUGGGAUAAUGAGGAUUAUGAUUAUUAUCAAGUCAAAUUUUAUAAAUACAAUUUAACCUCUUCGGAAUGGGAAGACAUAACCAACAAAAAUGAUCCCUAUACGUUCAGGCAAUAUGCGCAGGGUGUGGUAGUUGGUGAUACGUUUUAUUAUUUCUUUGGAGUAUCCUCAGACUGGUCAGACUAUCCAAAUAUAUGUGAAAAAGUGGAUUUAACGGAUCCAACCUACCCUUGAUCUGAAGUUAAAAUAAGAGGUGAUAAUGAUGAGUAUUUGGGAAGAGAAACUUUUGGAAUAGCAACAAUAAAUGAAGCAAUUCAUAUUUUCGGAGGCACACAAUGAUCAAUACAAGUUAAUAGCUUUGUAUCAAUUAAGUAUGAAACUGACCCUAUGACCUAUAAUUACGAUGAAAAUUACAUCAGUCCAGGAGCAAGAAUUGAUCAUUCAUUGAACUAUGUUGGAGGGUAUUUACUUUUAUUUGGAGGAGAAUUCAAUGGAGAUUAUAGCAUGGACUUAUGGCAGCUCGAUAUAACAACCUUUAUAUGAAAGUAUUUGAAUCCUGGUGGUGAUAUUCCUCCAGCACGUUCAAAUCAUGGGUCGGCUUCAAGAGGAGACGUUCUGAUCAUAUGGGGGGGAGAAGGAUCUGAAGGAUAUCUAAAUGAUGCGUAUAUAUAUAAUAUACUAACAAAUACAUGACAGCUCUUGGAUAAUAGCGGUAGUGCAGCUCCAAGUCCGAGAAUAGGAGCCUGUGUUGGUAUCGAUUUUUCCAGAAUACUCAUUUAUGGAGGUCUUGAUCGUGAUGGUGUCAAGGAUGAGCUCUGGCUAUUCGAUUUAGGAACUCAUAUAUAUUCCUUACUUGACUCAAAUAUUGAUGAUGGUCCAGAGCCACUCUAUAAAGCUUCAUGUGACUAUGAAUCAGAUGGAGAAGGGAAAUUUUAUGUGAUGCUUGGGAUUGAUAAAUACGAAUAUCCUUUGAAUGGCAUGUUUUAUUAUGAUCUCGCAAAGGAUAAGUGGAUAACAAUAUACAAUAAUAAUACGAAUGUUCAGUGGAGCAGAGGAAAUGCACAAGCAUUUAAAGUGAAAGAUCGAUAUCUAAUCUUUGGUGGUGAAGACAUAUGGCAACCUUCUUUAGAUGUCUUCUAUUACAAUGCAACAAGCAAACAAUUCACAAAAUUAACUGACCUGUUUACAUAUGUAUGGUCUGCUGCAGCUGAGUAUAUUGGAAGCACUGUCAUUAUUUAUGGAGGAGCAGCUGAUACUGGAAUGACAGUGAGAAGGUCGAUUCCAUCUACUAAUCAAUUUGGAAUGGAUUUAUUAUCAGACUGCUCAUCCUCAGCUGAAUGCUACUGGCAAUGUAGCCCUGGCACCUAUAAAAGCGGAAAAACGUGCUAUUUAUGUCCGCCAGGAACUUAUCAACCAAUAUAUGGGGGGACGUGCCAAUCAUGCAAGCGUGGCACCUAUUAUCAAUAUUAUGGGGCAACUUCUGCAAGCCAAUGCUACCCUUGCUCAGAAGGGACUUUUAAUAAUAAAACAGGAGCAAGCUACUGCUUGGUAUGCCCAUAUGGCUCGAGCUGCCCAGCCGGCAGCACAGCCCCUUCUUGGUUCGAUACAGAUAAAUAUGAUAGCUCAAUUCAGCCGGAUUUAUUAGACAGUGGUGAAUCAGAAGCCUCUUCUAAUGCUGCAAUAGUGUAUUCUACAGUUGGGUCAGUUGGGGCUUUGAUUUUGAUCAUAGUACUUAUUUUCUAUGAAAGAAUGACCUUCUUAGUAAAAAUUGAUGCGUACACUGACAAGCAUGAGAAAAAAUUAAACAUGCCUGUAAUCCUUAAAAAAACUAAGGUGGGUGGCUAUUUCACAAUACUUUUCUUUGUGCUGUGCAUUAUGAUUGUAGUUAAUACAAUCAUAAAUUAUGUAGUAAAUAAUGAAAUGGAAGUAAAAGCCCUAGUGCCUCUUAUCGUAAUGGACGAGACAGUUUCAAAGUAUACUGCAGACAUGGUAGUUAAUGUAGAGGUAAAAAACUAUGGUGGCAUGUGCAUUGAUCAAAAUGGAGACUGUGAUAAUUCGAUAUCAUAUGCUAUAAUAAAUAUGCAUGGAACAAGUAUUGAUAUGUCAUGCAGUGCAAACACAACCAACAACGAUUGCAUUCUGUAUAUAAGAUGCCACGAUUGCCAAGUUGAAAAUGGUGCAUAUAUUUUCUAUUCAUUUUUAUCUAGUGAAAGUUAUUCAACGGGCUUUACAGUCAACGUGACCUCAUUUUCUUCAAUUCCUGAUAAAAGCAGCAGCUAUCAAGCUUCAGUUUACUCUUCAGAUGAGAAAGUAUUUAGAGGGGCUACUGCAUCAAUUUAUAAUUUCGAUACGGUUCCAUCGGUAUUUGAUAUUUAGUACUUCAAAGAUUCCAAUGGCGAUAAUAAUACUGGCUAUCAUCUUGCACUAUAUGAAUCCCCAACUCCAGGAAGUCAGUUCAAAACAAAUGAGUAAUCUUUAUUCAGGCUUGCAGUUUCUUAUGAUUUAUAUCUAAGGCUGAAUUUCAAUAAAAAUUCAAACUGUCUUUAUACCAAAAGAAGCUUGAAGCAAACAUGGCUGCAAUUAAUCAGUGCCUUGCUGGGAUCAAUAUUUGGGCUUUUAGGAGCAAUUGGAGGAGCUAUGGCAUUUGUUGAGGGAAAUAUAGACGCUCAAGCCAGCAAAGCAGAUUCUCAAAUGAAAGCUGAUAAGAUUGCAGAUGAAGAAGAAAGACUUGAAAUGAUGAUUCGCGGGUUUACGGAGGACGGUGAAAAGAAAGGAUAUUUCAACGAUUAUAUUUCGAGCGAUAACUCCCAUAGGAACAUGCCCGAUUAA
Blepharisma stoltei is the source of this 3513-nucleotide messenger RNA. The record is from the annotation of a GenBank genome assembly. NCBI's taxonomy places the organism in Eukaryota, Ciliophora, Heterotrichea, Heterotrichida, Blepharismidae.